CGUUCUAUGAGUGGAGAUCGCAGCAACCCAGCAAAGGCAACAAUACACUUCCAUACUUGCAUACGUUGCGCUAAGUGUCAGUAUUGUCAUAGUCAAGAGCGAAAUGAGCGACAACAAUGGAUCUACUUCUACUCCACCAGAUGACACAGAAAAGGCGUCUACUCCAUUAGAAAUUUUGAUAGGAGAGAGGCUGGAACAGUUGGCUCCCCUAUCUGCUUCAUGUUCUAUUUACAGAGUUCCAGAGAGGUUAAGGAGUCUAAAUCCAAGUGUCUACACACCCAAAGUAGUUUCAAUUGGCCCAUUACACCAUGGCAAUGAAACCUUACAAGACAUGGAGGAGCACAAAUACAGGUACCUACAACAAUUUCUAGAUCGCACCAAUGAAAACUUGGAGUACUAUUUACGAAAAAUAAGGUACCAAGAAGCAACAUUGCGUAGUUAUUAUGCAGAAACUAUUAAGUUUAGCAGUGAUGACUUGGUAACUAUCAUCCUUGUGGACUCUGCAUUCAUCAUUGAGCUCUUUUUGAACUACUAUUUCAACAUAGCUAAUAGCACAGACAGGAUAAUGAGUGCACCAUUUAUGAUAAUUGACGUAAGAAAUGAUCUGUUUUUGCUGGAAAAUCAACUCCCAUUUUUCAUUCUUGAGGAUCUUUUUGAUCCAGACAAAGUUAAUGCGAGCAAUCAUGGUGAGAGUGAGAAGCUUUCAUUUAUUCAACUCUGCCGAACUUUCUUUGAACUAAAAUUAGAGGCAGUUGGAGUGGACUGCAAUUUGGAGAGGGUAAAUUCUUCUGAAGUAAAAGGAGAACGUUUCCUUGACAUCAUGAGAAAUUUAUGUCUGCCACCAGAACCUCAAGUUGGAGGGAUUCGCAACCCUGCAGCCAUUGCUGCACCAAGCAUCACAGAGCUACACCGAGCUGGAGUCAAGCUAAAAGUGCGAUCAACCAGAAACUUGUUUAGCAUACGGUUCGAAAAUGGAAUUCUAGAAAUUCCAAGGUUAACCAUUUCUGAUGAUUCGGAGCGUAUAUUAAGAAAUCUUGCUGCAUAUGAGCAAUGUCAUUACUCCCAUUGCCGGAUAUCGGAAUAUCUUGACCUCUUGGAUUGUUUUGUAAACACCCCUAACGAUGUGGAGUUACUUGUCAAGUACGGAAUUGUUACAAACAUUUUUGGUGACAGUAGUGAGGCGUGUUCUAUGAUCAACAGCCUUGGCAAAGGGGUGUAUGUGGAUUACAAUGACUUCUGUUUUGCUACUCUAUAUGAAGACCUACACAAGCACUGCAAAAAGCCCUGGAACAAAUGGAAGGCAAAUUUGAGGCAAAAUUAUCUGAACACGCCAUGGGCAAUUGUUUCUGUUGUUGCAGCUGUUUUUCUAAUCAUACUUACUGUCAUCCAAACGGUGUGUUCUCUUAUCUCUCUCUGA
Molecule: messenger RNA, 1417 nt
Organism: Fragaria vesca subsp. vesca
Lineage: Eukaryota; Viridiplantae; Streptophyta; Magnoliopsida; Rosales; Rosaceae
Product: UPF0481 protein At3g47200-like
Exons: 2
Coding region: 104-1417 (437 amino acids)
Source: RefSeq, a predicted model, not a curated record